AAACUUGAACUCAGUAUAUAAUGGUCAUGCCCAUCUCCAAGUUGGUGCCCUGGAUGACACUGCCCCCCCACUCUCUAUUCAAUGGUGCCUUCUCAGAUUUAGAAAAUACAGUUUACCAAAAUCUUCCUGCAGUAUGUGUCCUGAAGUCUGACUAACAUGCCUGUCACCAAGGGGUCGCACUGGAUGGCACUACUAUGUCACUAUUCAAUGGUGCACUCUCAGAUUUACUAUACUUUAGCAUUAUUACAAAUAAGUACCCUUCCAGAAUAUUCUGAAGCACCCCCGGGCACCAAAGUCUGGUAAUGGUUCCACUGUUCUACUACAGUCACCAUCAAGCCCAACUCCAUAACUGUUUUUUUAAUUUUAUUGACCUAUUAAGACGAGAAUAAGUAAGGCAAGGACCGCUUUCCACCUGUUAAAAAAAGUAUGGAGCGCAAGUGUAAUUUCAAUAAAGAACAAAAUAAGAAUUUUUAACACUAACGUAAAAGCGGUGUUAUUGUAUGGGGCUGAGACAUGGUGAACAACAGUUAAGUCAAAUAAGCAAAUACAAUCAUUCAUCAACAGGUGCUUGUGUAGUAUACUUAAAAUAAGAUGGCCUGAACACAUUAGCAAUAUGGAGCUAUGGCAAAGAACGAAUCAAGUUUCGAUUAGGCAGCAAAUAUUUAAGAAAAAGUGGAAGUGGAUUGGUAGCACAAUUAGAAAGAACACACCAAAUGUAGGGAAAAGUGCUUUACAGUGGAAUCCGGAUGAAUAUAGAAAGAGGGGUAGGCCUAAGAACUUGUGGCGUAGAUCAACACAAAAAGAACUAGAGAAAGGGGGACAUUCAUGGCAGAGUAUAAGUACAGAAGCGAGAAAUUAUGCGACAUGGAAUUCAAUUAUAAGUGGCCUAUACUCCACGUUGGAGGGUUAAAAGCAAGAAGACCUAGAAGAGUGAAAGGUAAAUCAACCUCGGCAAAAUUUGAACUUGGAAUGUCAAGAACUGGAAGAAAAUGAUGAUUGCAAAAACAUUUUGUCUCUCUAGGCUUUCAGGUAUUGAAAGAUUGUAAGAAAGUACUUGAUUGGUACUUUGUUUUAUCAGCCUCGGAGCGGGAUUUGAACUUGAAAUGUAAAGAGCUGGAAGAAAAUAAUAACCACAAGACAUUUUGUCAAAUGCUCUGAACAACUCUCUCUAGGCUUUCAGACAUCGAAAGAUUUGGAAGAAAAUACUUGACUGGAAUUUUAUUUUAUUGGUUUAGAAGUGGGAAUUGAACUUGGAACAUAAAGAGGUACAAGAAAAUACUGACCACAAGACAUUUUGCUUAAUGUUCCUAACAAGUCUAUCUUGGUCUGUAUUUUGUCACUUUGGUCUUUUGUACAGGAAAUCGAUAACGUGUAAGAAAUUCAAGAAAUUCAAGUUGUUUUAUAUAUAUAUUUUUUCUUUUUGUCUCGUACAUUUCCUGCUAUUACUUGUUUUAUUUUAAUUGACGCCGCUUUAGGUAAAGAUUGCCUAAGGCGGCGGUACGUGUGUAUGUGCGUGCAUGCGUCUGUGCAGAACAGCGUGUACUGUGGCAUAUGCACGUGCUUGUGUGUGUGUGUGUCUGUCUGUCUGUCUGUCUGUCUGUGUGUCUCACACACACACACACACACACACAUUAGUCUUUGCGAAGCACCAUGGUGAUAAUGUACAGCGCCACCUCAGCGGACACUAAUCCGUUACGUUGUUGUUAGUGUUACCAUGGAAACCAGCCGAGACUGAUAUAUAUAACAUACAGACAGAAGAGCUUAUAUUUUGCAUCAAAAACCGAUAUGACGAAUCAACAAUGGUACAAAGACAGGUCCAGUGCUUUGAAGAAGAUGAAAGCGAAGACUUUAGGAAUAAUGGGAGCUGGUUUUAUUGCUGAUGUAGAAACCAGGAACAUGGAAGAACGACUGAAUGUGAUGAAAACAGCAAUAGAAAGAGACAAGGAAGAGCGGAAAAAGCGAGGUGGCCUUUACUGGACAUCAGGUCAAAAGGGUAAACUGAACAAAUAUGCAGAUAAAAUUCUAUCAGCACCUAAUUACAAAAUGAUGAAGAAUUUGAGAUUGCUAACUGACGAAAAUGUUGAAUUGCCAGAGAGAUAUCCCUCUGCCAAUUUAUCGCAAAAACUGAGCAACAUAACCAACUGGACCGGAUCUCGCAAAGAGACAUCUAGCAGCAAACACGGGAAGCAAUGUGGACAGUGUGAAGUUAACAAAGCAGAUUUCUGCUGCCUUCAAUGUACAGAAGUUUAUUGUUCCAGCUGUUUUGCCAGCUAUCACAGAAAGGGAGCACUUCGCAAACACAGAUCCAUCUCUUUGGAUAUUUCCAAUGUGACCCGUCCCAAGUCAAGGUACCUGGACAGGGAAAGAGCUUUACAUUCAGCAAGAACACAGAUGAAUGAUGCAGUGUUUUACCUGUUCACAGGUGUGCAAAUUGACAUCAAGAAUAAGAACCAAUAUCAGCAACUAGUGUCACUGUGUACCACAUCAAACACUAAUUUAACCUAUGCUGAACGCAUCAUGCUGAAACAACACAGGCAAAAAACUCCUCAGCCAACCAGCAAUGUCAAGUCUCCUUCCGAAUAUGACCCUCAAGUCACAAAUCAGCAACUUGACAACGGGAAGCAACCUCCACAGUCUGUAGACAAUGUUGAUUCAGAUGAUGAAAGGCAGUGCAUCACUGAUGAGAUGGAGCAGGGUCAAACGCCACAGGUGAGUGGUGGUCAAGGCUACGUCACUGCUGAAGACACACGCAUCAUUGAGAAAAGAUCUGGUGACACCCAGCGACCUCUACAGUCAUCAAAGGAGGUUACUUCUACAGGUAAGAACCAAUGUACCACUGAGUCGCAGUCAAAUGAAGGAGAAGAACAAGAAACAGUUGCUGAGGCUGAAGAAUCUAAAACACAGCAGAAACCAGAAGAGACAGAGAUUGGUGGAAAUUCUCUUGUGUCAGGAGAAGCAAACCCUGCUGGUGAUGUAGAAUCAGUGUCUUUUACUUCUCUGUACAAAAUGGUAACCCAAGCUGUACCAUCUGCAAACCAGAACAAUGACGAUAUUGGUGAUGAUCUUCACAGACAAGUACAAGUUGUUCCAUUAUUCAAUUCCAGUCGAGCAUGUGCCAGUUGCAAUUCUUAUUACAGUGGAGAGAGAAGACACUAUUUGAGAAAUAAAGGAGACAGCGAUGAUGAGAAGGAUGACGGCACUGGAACCCAUCGUCGACCCCUUUCUGUCCCCAGUGACACAAUGUUUGCUAAAAGAAUUGGUUUGGAAGGGUCAGCUUCUCGGACAGUGAUCCCUUUUAGGGGGCAGUCUUUCAACAGGCAGUCGGCCCCAGCAAAGAAAACAUCGUCCGACAUUGAAGAGCUUGAGCAAGUCUCUCAACAGCCUGUUUACCAAUUAGGUGACACGAGAAAGGAUUCAGAACAUUCCCUGCUUAAAGCUGGAAUCGAUGUCAAUGGUCAGAAGACGGACUUCACGGAUUUGGAUUUGGCGCCAACAGAUGGAAGCAUAACAGCUUUUGGUGAGGACCACUCAGAGGCAGUGAAGACAAUCAGAGACAUCUUGCAGGAAACAAGUCCAAAACCAAACAAGAGUUUCCGCAACGAUUCACCAGGAAACCAGUUGACUCUGACAGAGCAUUCCAGAUCAAACUUAUCGGAACAGAGCAGUGAGACCACUAACCAGAACAGAUCAAACUUAUCGGAACAGAGCAGUGAGACCACUAACCAGAACAGUGGCACUGGAAUUAUCUUACCAUUCCGUGACUCGCCAACUAGGUUAUCUACUGACAUGAUGGCAGAUUUCUCUCCAUCAAAGAUUUGCUAUGUAUCCGAUGAUGAAAUGUCAACGUCAAGUAGUUCGUUUGAUAACGAGGAUAUUGGUCUUAGGUCUGUGGAUCAACCCAUGGACCAGAAAGAUGGACGCUCACCUGUGUAUAGUUCCAAGAGGCUUGAUGUUUGUGUCUGCUCAUGUUCACAGAGUGACAGUGACAAUGAGUGUGACUGUGAUGAUGAUGAUGAUGAUAAUGACAAUGGUGGUGAUGGUAAUGAUGGUGGUAGUGAUGGUGGUAGCGGUGGUGGUGGUGUGACACGCAUCAAUGAUUUUGCUCCUACAUCCUCGGACAAUAUCAACAAUAUGCUUGGCAGUUUUACUAACUCACCUGUGUGUAAUUCUGGGACUCAGAGGUCCAAUGCUAACACACCUAAUGAUCCUUCUCAUUCACCUAGAUCUGAUCGUUAUACACUUGACAGUCGUACAAAUACACCUGAACAUAAAGAUACAUCUUCCAGACACAUUAAGUCGCCGAGACCUAAUAGAGUGAAAACUAACACACCUGACAGUGAGACAAGCAUACCUGGAUUUAACAAGACAUGUACUAGACAUGCUGAAGCACUUAGAUCUGAUACUAAUUCACCUGAGAGUGAUGAAAUUACACCUGGACAUACUAACAACACAUCUAUUAAACCAACAAAAUCACCUAGAUCUAAUCUCAAUACACCUGAUAGUGAUAUAGACUCAUCUAGAGAUUAUGAUAACGAUACACCUGUCAGUCAUGUUAUCUCACCUAGAUUUAAUAUUGUCUCACCUGACAGUGAUAUUAACACUCCUAGAUACAUUGAGUCACCAAUAUCUAAUGCAAGCACACCUGACAGAUCUGGUAGCAGCACACCUGGACUUAAUCAUACACCUGAUAGAAAUACUAAAUCACCAACAUCUAAUAACAACACACCUGAGAUUGAUAAAGACACAACCAGGGAUAAUAAUGAUAUAUCUACAAGACGUGUUGAAUCACCAAGAUCUAAUACCAACACACCUGAGAUUGAUAUAAAUAUACCUGGACAUCUUAACAAUGUAUCAACCACUUGUGUCGAAUCAAGAUCUAAUAGCAACACACCUGAAAGUGAUAGCAACUCACCUGAGAUUGAUAUAAAUACACUUGAACUUCUAAAUAAUGUAUCGACCAUUUGUGUCAAAUCAUCGCAGUCUGACAUCAACAUACCUGAAAAUGAUAGCAACACACCUGAUAUCGAUAUAAACACACCUGGAAUUCUCAACAACAUAACAAGCACCUGUGUCAAAUUGUCACAGUCUAACAUCAACAUACCUGAAAGUGAUAGUAACUCACCUGAUAGUGAUAUUAAUAUACCUGGACUUCUAAACAAUGUAUCAACCACUUGUGUGAAAUCAAGAUCUAAUAACAACAUACGUGAAAAUGAUAGCAACUCAAACAAUAUUGAUGGACUUCUUAACAACAUGUCAAGCACUUGUGUCAAAUCAUCUAGAUCCGACACCAACACACCUGAAAGUGAUAGUAACGCACCUGAUAUUGAUGUAAAUGUACCUGAACUUCUUAACAACAUAUCGAGCACUUGUGUCAAACCACCAAGAUCCAACACUAAUACACCUGAAAGUGAUAAAAAUGCACUUAAAUUUAAUACUAACACAGCUAUUAGUCCCACAAACGAGGGAAGAAGUCUUUCGAAUACAUCAAGCAGUCUUAGUAUCUCACCUACAAGUUUUACCAACUCACCCAAGCUUAAGGCUAACUCCCCUUCACCUAGAAGCUUUGGUAAGUCUCCUAGACUCGAGACUGAUAUUGCUGGAAGCCAUAUCAACACACCUACAUAUAUCAACAAAGACAUUAGUGACCCUUCAGGACAUCUUAGCAACACCCCAAGAAGUGAUGCCAACACACCUGUUGAUGUUACAAACACCCCUAGAAGCAACAUCGCCACACCUGUUGGGGUUACGGUAACACCUGAAAGUGAUUUACACCCAGAUGAGAACAUUGAUAAUUCCAAAAGAUUGAAUUGUAAUUCUGAUACAAAUAUGUUGUCCAAGACAGCAGUCAUUGUAAACAUGCCAAGAUGUAACUCUCAUACAGGUAUGAUGCAAGAUACACCUGCUAAACGUACCAAAUCAUCAAGAUAUAAUGCCAGCACACCUGACAGUGAUAAAAUCUCAUUUAGACGAAAUAAUAACACAUCUGCUAGAAACACCAGGUCACCUGUUACAAUUACAUCUAGAGAUAAUUCUCUCACAGAUCUGGUGUCCGACACAACAUUGAGUACUAAUAUAUCUAGAGAUAACUCUUGUAUAGAUGUGGUGUCUGACACAGCAGUUGUUGCGAAAACAUCUAGAAGUAACUCUCGCACAAAUCUGGUGUCUGACACAGCAUUGAAUACCAAGACAACUAGGAGUAAUUCUCAUAUAGACAUGGUCUUCAAUGCAACACUUGUUUCUGAGACAUCUAGAACAAGUUCUCACACAGAUUUGGUGUCCAACAUACCAACAAGUACCAAAACAUCUAGGAGUAAUUCUUCUACAGAUAUGGCAUCUGACACAGCAAUUGUUACCAAAACGUCUAGAAAUAAUUCUCGCACAGAUAUGGCAUCUGACACAGCAAUUGUUAGCAAAACGUCUAGAAAUAAUUCUCGCACAGAUAUGGCAUCUGACACAGCAAUUGUUAGCAAAACGUCUAGAAAUAAUUCUCGCACAGAUAUGAAAUAA
Molecule: messenger RNA, 6507 nt
Organism: Octopus bimaculoides (California two-spot octopus)
Lineage: Eukaryota; Metazoa; Mollusca; Cephalopoda; Octopoda; Octopodidae
Molecular function (GO): zinc ion binding
Source: RefSeq, a predicted model, not a curated record